Messenger RNA from Elephantulus edwardii (Cape elephant shrew), 363 nucleotides. RefSeq names its product chromosome unknown open reading frame, human C11orf31 (gene SELENOH). The transcript is spliced from 3 exons. Gene Ontology annotation, cellular component: Golgi apparatus. The record is from RefSeq and is a predicted model, not a curated record. Lineage: Eukaryota; Metazoa; Chordata; Mammalia; Macroscelidea; Macroscelididae.
AUGGCUUCCCGUGGGAGGAAGCGGAAGGCCGAGGAGGCAGCGGUCGUGGCGAAGCGAGAGAAGCCGGUGGGCGACCAGGAGGCGGUGGAGGAGGCGGUCAUUGUCAUCGAGCAUUGCACGAGCUGACGCGUCUACGGGCGCAACGCCGCGGCCCUGAGCCAGGCGCUGCGCCUGGAGGCCCCCAAGCUUCCUGUCCGGGUGAACCCCGCCAAGCCCCGGAGGGGCAGCUUCGAGGUGACGCUGCAGCGGCCCGACGGCAGCAGUGCAGAGCUCUGGACUGGGAUUAAGAAGGGGCCCCCGCGCAAACUCAAGUUCCCUGAGCCCCAGGUGGUGGUGGAGCAGCUGAAGAAGUACCUCUCCUAG